This is a messenger RNA of Pieris macdunnoughi, 564 nucleotides long. The record is from the annotation of a GenBank genome assembly. Lineage: Eukaryota; Metazoa; Arthropoda; Insecta; Lepidoptera; Pieridae.
AUGUCAAGUGAAAACCGUGAAGAAGUGAUAACACGGAGAGCUCUGCGGACUCCAAAGUGCGCUCGCUGCAGGAACCAUGGAGUGAUUUCCUGUCUGAAGGGACAUAAACGUUUGUGCCGCUGGCGUGACUGUCGAUGUCCAGGAUGUCUUCUGGUUUUAGAAAGACAACGGGUUAUGGCUGCCCAGGUGGCUCUACGCCGGCAGCAAAGCGCAGGACGCACGGCUCGCGAGGGUGAAGCGGCCGCGCUGGCGGCGCGAAAGAGAGCUUAUCGAGCUCGUCUACGUUGCGUACAAAUGUCUCGCAACUUUCCCGUGCACCAUACAAACCUAGGUAACUACCAGCCAACCGCCACUGAAGACGCAUGGUCCGAACGUGUUCGUAAACGACGUGCUUUUGCGGAUGCAGCUCUUGAGCGGGACUUGCCACAGUCGUUCCCAGAACCGCCACAUGCUGCAAUUUUUUGCAGACAUCUCUUAGCGGCUUUACUCACGAACUAUACGCCUACGCAACCUCCACGGCCGAAGAUAUCUUUUUCUAUCGAAUCUAUUAUUGGUGUGCAAUAA